UGAAAAUGGUUUCACUUUACAUGUCUCUAUGAUGACAGCUUUCAAAAAUAUUCUCUUCAUUUUCACUCUCUCUGUGUUCUAAAAAGCAAAGCGCCGCCAUGUGUGAAUAUUAAGCAGCUCUUGUUUCCAUUUUUCUCUUCUUCAAGAAAAAAAGUUUCCUUCUUCCGGGAACACAACAAUUCCCCAAAGAAAUAGCAAAUAUUUCUAGCUUUGGGAGUUGUAAAAUUAAAUUUUCUUGUAUUCAUUUAUGGUGUGGAGCAGUUUCAAAAUCAAGUUUUUGACUGCCCAUUUUUUCAACUAAGCAAAAAGGCACAGUGUGUUAACGACUUGACUUUGAGCUGAAAACACAUGUGAAGUUCAAGUUAUCUUAGCUAAAUAUGGCAGAGAUGGAAAUAUCCUCAUCAAUGACAGUAGCUGGUGCUUCAUUACAAGAAACAAUUACACAACAAAAAUUUCCAGUAAAGAGGAAAAGAAAUCUUCCUGGCAAUCCUGAUCCAGAAGCAGAAGUAAUAGCUCUAUCACCAAAAGCUCUAAUGGCAACAAACAGAUUCGUGUGUGAGAUUUGUAACAAAGGUUUUCAAAGAGACCAAAAUUUACAGCUACAUCGAAGGGGACACAACUUGCCAUGGAAACUCCGACAACGUACGAGUAAUGAAGUGAAAAAACGUGUUUACGUUUGUCCGGAAGCCACGUGUGUUCAUCAUGAUCCUUCUAGAGCUUUAGGUGAUCUUACAGGAAUUAAGAAGCAUUUUUGUAGAAAACAUGGUGAGAAAAAGUUUAAGUGUGAACGUUGCACCAAAAAGUAUGCUGUGCAGUCGGAUUGGAAAGCACAUAUGAAGACUUGUGGUACUAGAGAGUAUCGUUGUGAUUGUGGAACUUUAUUUUCCAGGAGGGAUAGUUUCAUAACGCAUAGAGCAUUUUGUGAUGCAUUGGCUCAAGAAAGUGCAAGAUCUCAACCGUUGGUUACAAAUACUGAAGGAGAUUUGAAGGUUGAUGAAGCUGUUACAAAAGUGGCGUCGUCUUCUUCUAGUCCACCACCACAACCUUUAACUCCAUCAACUGGAGUUCUUUCUCCAGUUCUAUCAAUUCAAAGUUCAGAAUUGCCUCCAGACAAUCAAAAUCAAGGCGGAGUACAAUUACAACAAGCACAAGGUACAACAACACGCGUUUCUACCGUUACCACAUCCACCACAAUGUCCACUACUACUGCUGGUACUGGUCCUAGUAGUAGCAAGGUGUUUGCUAGUGUAUUUCCAUCGUCGUCGACUUCAGCUGAGCAAGCCCACUCGUCUUACUCGGAUAUUUUACGUGUUAUUGAGACCGAGCAAAUGACGACUGUAGAACCAAUGUCGCUCUCAUUGUCGUCUUCGUUUUACUUGUCCAAUAAUGGGCCAGCUUUAUUCCAAGAACACACAGGCCACGGCCUGCAUUACGGCUCAACAACAACACAACCUGCAUUAUCUGCAACUGCAUUGCUUCAAAAAGCCGCCCAAAUGGGCUCUACAACCUCGAACAACUCGUUUCUUCGUGGCCUCGGAUUGGCUAUGUCAUCAACUACCUCUGCACCGGAUGACAUUUCACUCGCCCGAAGGACUAAUUCUCUCGGACGCGUGAAGCUAGAGAGCAAUAUCGUAGAGGUACCAACCGGGCUUGGGGUGCAAGUUCCUACUAAUGGUCCUUCAGGAUUGACGGACUUGAUGAUGGGUCCGUCGAUAUCUCAUCAGUCUAUGAUGUUCGGAAGCAGGCCUCCAACACUUGAUUUUCUUGGUUUAGGAAAUGGUGCAAGUGGAACUCCAUCGAACGGGUUUUCAGCUUUUUUAAGCUCAAUGGAAGGUGGAUUUGGUGUUGUUGCAGAGCCUUGGGAUGACCCUUCUGAUAGAAAACCUGCUAUGCUCUAGGCUGGAAUUUGGUUGCAUUAAUGCAAAAUGAAAUCUUGAGUUGGAUAGAGUUUUUUGUUUGAUAUUAUAUUAUACAUAUCCAAUAGUUGAUAGGCAUAGAUAAGUUAUGCUCAUAAUCUUGAUGUUACACCCUUUUGGUCUCAGCCAAACUUCAUUUGAUUUUAGUUUAUUUUGGAUUCAUAUUAGGACAUAGAAGUUAGGGGACAAAUGAUAGAUGCACUAGUAGCUAUUAGCUAGGUUUCUACUCGUUUUGUAGUAAUUAUGUGAGAGAAUAAUUAAGUCCAGAAUGUGGAUGUUUCUCACUUGGGGAAA
Messenger RNA from Lycium ferocissimum, 2210 nucleotides. RefSeq names its product zinc finger protein GAI-ASSOCIATED FACTOR 1-like. Gene Ontology annotation, molecular function: DNA-binding transcription factor activity. The coding region runs from base 378 to 1898 and encodes 506 amino acids. NCBI's taxonomy places the organism in Eukaryota, Viridiplantae, Streptophyta, Magnoliopsida, Solanales, Solanaceae. The transcript has 4 exons. The record is from RefSeq and is a predicted model, not a curated record. Gene Ontology annotation, cellular component: nucleus.